AGCCCAAUGAUUCUACGGAUAGGUUAGCUCUACUACCAUGGAAUCUCGCUUUCUAUGCUAGGGCUUUGCUGUGCAAUAGGGAAAGCUUUCUUUUCACUAAGUUUCACCUUGAUUGACGUUACUUUCGCCGCAGAUAAUAUUGUUCUACUGAUUUACAUACAGUUCGCUGGAUAGCUUUAGGCCACACGUGGCGAGUCUGACCGUGUCACCUCAACUAACAUGACUGCGUUAAUGAGUUCAUAACGAGUUUCUUCUGUCUCCUCUACUAUCUCCGGUUGUCAUGCAGGUGAAACGCCUACCUCAUUCUAGUUGUAUGCACUCCGCAGCGGGAAGACUUUCAUUGUCGCAAAGGAUGAAGGUGCUCUGCGACAUUUUAUUGUUCGCACGACCCCUGCCGUACUUGCACAACUUCCCAUGUACGUUUUCCCAUCAAACUUCUUCCAUCAAGAGGAGAAGUUGCAUCUCGACUAGUUCAAGCAUGGAACCUGUACAUCACCGAGUCUCCGGGCCUCCAUUCUCGGAGUACCCGUAUGGUUCGUGUCGAUGACUUUCCAUACGGGGAUUACGACGAGACCUGUUUCCUAUUGUCAACGUUUUCUACUGAAUAUUCGGUCCAUCGAUACGUUCAAUGAAGAAAACUCUAUGGCGGUU
Molecule: messenger RNA, 651 nt
Organism: Somion occarium
Lineage: Eukaryota; Fungi; Basidiomycota; Agaricomycetes; Polyporales; Cerrenaceae
Source: the annotation of a GenBank genome assembly